Messenger RNA from Saprolegnia diclina VS20, 404 nucleotides. RefSeq lists its product as hypothetical. Lineage: Eukaryota; Oomycota; Saprolegniomycetes; Saprolegniales; Saprolegniaceae. The transcript has a single exon. The record is from RefSeq and is a predicted model, not a curated record. The annotation marks the transcript as partial.
CGUCUGCAUGACCACACCGGCCUUUGUGAUCCCGACGCCGCCACCGAGCCCGCCGAUGCUCGACUACACCCGGCACAGCAACCCCGACGUUGACCGCGACGUCGACGGCGACGAGUGGCGAAGCCUGUCGCCCACCAACGACGCGAGCGAGUCGGGCAAAGAAGGUGACACUGACGACGACAACUCGACAGCACUCGCGCCGGGCGCACCCAUCCACAUCUUCUCGAUGCCGGCCAUCGCCCUCUAUCUGCAGAUGAUCGCGGUAUCUUGCUUGCAGAACCUCCUGCCGCCGCUCAAGAUCUACCUCUUCACGGCCUACCUCCACGGGUCGACCACACAUGUGUGGCAGCUCACCGCGCUCGAGAACAUUGCGUGGACCUUCCGCGUCUUCUUUGCGAUUCUCU